GUCCGGCAAGGAAUUGUGUGGUGGCGUGGAGAUUGAACUUAAGAAUGUAGCUUGUCGGGCUUAGUUUGUUGGACAUUAGUCUCGGCCGGAGGUUUAUCAGUGUGCACUUUCGGCCGGGUUUUUACACGUGGUGGAUAAGUGAAGUGAUGGUGCUUGCUUGCUACUAGUAACAUCAAAUAUCAGUCACUAUGAGUGUGCGUGGCGUGGGUGCUCCGAAAACUAAUUAGUUAGUUAAAUUCAAUUAUUUGUUUUUUUAUUCAUUCUGCAAAUCCCACAAAACACACUCCUAAAAGUCCUAAUAAGCUCUCGCUCGGUCGCAUUAAUGGCGCACGAAGCUUCCCAGUUCGAGUCCGGCGAAAUGCUGGCGGCAUUUCUCUUCUCCACGCCGCUGCUCCAAGAGUCGUGGCGGCUGUGUGCCGCCGUGGCCGGGCAGCAGCAGGGAUUCGCGGUGGAGAGGGUGGGGCCGACGGCACUGGUGGCGUUCUCCGCCGUGCAGCCGACGGCGGGAGGAUGGUCGUCGGAUUUUGUGGAGGUGGAGGGUAAGGGGAUGUUUGGGGGUGUUGAGGGUGGAGCGGCGAGGGUUCACGGCGGCGUGCUGAAGGUGUUCCAGUCGUACCACGCCGCCCCCUCUUUUCAACGGAAGUUAGAGGAGGCGUUGAAGGAUUGCAAGUCAGUGGUUUUGGCGGGUCAUGGCCUGGGUGGAGCGGUGGCUGCCCUCUCCGCCCUUUGGCUUCUUUCCCGGUUCGAGAGCGCGCCAAUUUUCUGCAUCACCUUCGGCUCCCCCAUGCUCGCCAACCACCCAUUUUCCAAAGCCAUUCUGCAGCAAAGAUGGGCCGGCAAUUUCUGUCACAUUGUCGCGCCCACAGACAUCUUCCCUACACUGCUUUUCUCUCCACGUUCUCCAUUUCUCCCUCGAAUCUUUGCCAUGUUUACAAGCUUUGAUCAGCUACAACAUUUUCCUAUCUCUAAUGUCGAGAGAGAUGAGCUGCUUGCCGAGCUUUUGGGCCGUGUCGAGGAUUGGUUAAAAUUGUCCGGGGACAAGGAAAGCUUGUAUUGCCCGUUUGGUAGUUAUGUGUUUUGCACUGAGAAAGGCGCGGUUUGCAUGGAUGACUCGAGGGCUAUAGUCGAGUUUCUUGGUUACUCCAUGCUUUCCGGAGGUUGGGUUAGUUCUUGUAUAGAGGAUCAUCUCAAGUAUGGGGAUUAUGUUGGGAGAGUUUGCGCGCAAUAUAUGCAAAAGCUAAGCUUUCGCCCAACUAUUAUUCCCGACUCAAGUAGUGAAGCCGGCGUCGCAUUGGCAUUGCAAUCCAUUGGGAUAUCUUAUGAGGAUGCUGUGUAUGGCAAGGCCACAAAUUGUUUGUUGAAAGCCCGGCAACUCAACUGGAGGCGCAACCUUAACAACGCUAAAAUGGCUGUUUCGCUAUCGAAGAUCACCCCAUUUAGGGCCGAGCUAGAGUGGUACAAAGACUAUUGUGAUGCCCAAUAUCAACUAGGGUAUUACGACGCCUUCAAGCGCAGGGGUGCUUCGCGAAGGGACUUCAAGGUUGUGAUGAACAUGCGCAAACUCGGAAGAUUCUGGGAUGACUUGAUUGACAAGAUGCAGAAGAACGAACUCACUCCCGACUUCCACAAACAGCCAAAGUACGUCAACGCUUCCCGUUUCUACGAGCUCCUUGUCGAGCCACUAGAAAUAGCCGACUAUUACAGAGCAGGUAUGCACACGAAGAAAGGGCACUAUAUCGAGCAUGGGAGGAACAAACGGUUUGAUAUAUUCGACAAGUGGUGGGCAGACAGAAAAGUUGGAGACGAGGAGAGGAAACCGAGGAGCAAGUAUGCGGGCCUAACGCAAGAUCCAUGCUUCUGGGCUCGGGUGGAGGAAGCCCGGGACAAAGUUUUUCAAGCAACGAACGAAAUGGAUAUGAGGAAACGUUUGCUGCUGUUGGAUGACAUCGAAAGGUUUGCACAAUAUGCGAUUGGAAUGAUCGAUAGAAUGGAAGUAUCGGUGGACGUAAUGUCGAAAAAGUCGAGCUAUGGCUUGUUUAGAGAAGAAUGGGAAGAGCUUAAAUCUCAGCAGCAGCAACACCAAAUCUUGAAGGAACAUUUUCCAGGUUUUCAAGAUGGGAUGGUUCAAUAAGAUGAAAUUGAAUGAAAUGAAUCAGAUUCACAAUUUGAACUUCAUUUUGAUCUUUAUUAGUCUUUGAGAAGCUGGCGUGUCGCAAUUAUUAGUUGCGAAAUUCAUAAUUUAUAUUACGAUUUAGGAAAUUGAAAGGAAAAGUUUUAAGACAAGAUAUACCCGAGGAAUAAAUUUAUAUUUUUGGUUUGUA
Andrographis paniculata is the source of this 2321-nucleotide messenger RNA. Its product is annotated as lipase-like PAD4. Bases 323 to 2131 code for a protein of 602 amino acids. NCBI's taxonomy places the organism in Eukaryota, Viridiplantae, Streptophyta, Magnoliopsida, Lamiales, Acanthaceae. The transcript has 5 exons. Gene Ontology annotation, biological process: lipid metabolic process. The record is from RefSeq and is a predicted model, not a curated record.